GACUCUUCAUGUAAACCCAAAGGUGCCCUUCAUCACUCGUGCUGUUCAAUUUGGCUCCGAGCCUCUCUUUGACUAACGUGCUGGGUCCGAAUACUCUUAUGCAUGAGAUCUUGGCAGCCAAGGCCCAUCUAUCAAGUGUAGGCAUUCCAGUGAUGAUUUCAGAAAUGGUGUAUUGAUAUCAGGUAAGAAAAAUUGUGUGAACAGUCUGCAUGCUGAUAGGAUGCACUUGGGAAUGUGGAGGUGCUCAGCACGUUUUGGACACUAUAGAUGUCAUCAAUGCAGACAUGUUGCCAUUCUUCUCACAGCAGGCUUCAACUGCCAACAAUGCAUGACUGAUUGUUCUCAGCGAUUUGAACUGACAGAGCCAUUCUUCUCAUCCCUCAUGGAUUUAUACUCAUCACUAUCUCUGCCUAGGUUCAUCGACCAUAGUCAAGGAAAUAAGAUAUACCUGAAAUGGAUGGCUGUCUGUUACCUAUCCAGGUGUGCAGCCCAAUGGUCCGUAUGCGGUAGCGGACAUACAGAAUGCAUAUGAUUACUACAUGUUGCCUGACUUGCAAUGUGAAUACUCCAAGACCAUAGCAGGUGGA
Messenger RNA from Guyanagaster necrorhizus, 587 nucleotides. RefSeq lists its product as uncharacterized. The record is from RefSeq and is a predicted model, not a curated record. Bases 221 to 532 code for a protein of 103 amino acids. Lineage: Eukaryota; Fungi; Basidiomycota; Agaricomycetes; Agaricales; Physalacriaceae. The transcript is spliced from 4 exons.